AUGGACGCAGAUGCAGAAACAAGGGCUCAACUCCACACUCGCAUCGUAGUCAUCCGCCCAAACGCCCUCCUGUGGCCUCAGGAAGGAGAAGAUUUGGACCCCAGGCUACUUCAUUGUUUUAUUCCCUAUCUGCUCCGCCUCGCUCCUCUAACUGAGCGUACUGGAGGAGGUAAUCUGGUGCCGACAGACACUGGGCGGUACUUCCGCAUUCGACCCGAAGAAGUGGGGCUCUAUAAGUAUUCCUACGCGUCCAAGUGGGGGUACACAACUCAGGAGGCAAUUGCUCGGGGGAACCAGGUGAUUCGGGAGGUUACAACAGGCCGAGGCGUCCCUGAGGCGGGGCUCAAUCCCAUGCUCGCCGUCGCUUUUGCGGGACUUCCACAUAGCCGAAGGCUGCCCAAUCAGCUUGAACACGGCUUACGCAACGCUUUGAAGCGAGCAGAGCUACGACUCCGCUACCAUGCAAGCGGUCCAGUCCCGAUGCCGCGCGAUCGCACCGUAUUCUCUGAGCCCUUUGAGUACGCAGUAUAUCGGCUCCGCGGUGAUGACCUCUUUGUUGUAUACGCAGCGUACGCAACUCAGCUCGAAGAAGGUCGCCGGGUAGCGCUAGAGACCGUUGAGCGCAUGGAUCGACAGCGCGCUCAAAAUAUCCGCACUCGGCGUCAAGAACUUCAGCACCAAUUCCGUCGUGCAAUGAAUCAAUGCAGGCAAAAAAUCGUCGGGAACUCAUCGCCACCUCCGCUGUGCUAUCUGGUCAUCAAAUACCUCCGGAUGUGGUCCGGGUGCAGCUUGGAGGGCUGCACGCAGAUCAUCACCAGGCCAUGGUGGCUCUUCGUCAUGGGCAAGCGCUGCAGCGAGCAGCGUUGGAAGCCCAGUUGCAGGCUCUAUUUCGAGCUCCUCACGUUGCCCAAGUGCUAUGAUCGUUCCUAA
Molecule: messenger RNA, 930 nt
Organism: Phytophthora infestans T30-4
Lineage: Eukaryota; Oomycota; Peronosporomycetes; Peronosporales; Peronosporaceae
Exons: 1
Coding region: 1-930 (309 amino acids)
Source: RefSeq, a predicted model, not a curated record